Messenger RNA from Salmo salar (Atlantic salmon), 5118 nucleotides. Its product is annotated as kelch repeat and BTB domain-containing protein 8. NCBI's taxonomy places the organism in Eukaryota, Metazoa, Chordata, Actinopteri, Salmoniformes, Salmonidae. The record is from RefSeq and is a predicted model, not a curated record. Gene Ontology annotation, molecular function: protein binding.
UUGAUUGUUUGUGUUAACGAGGCAGACUUUUAAAACCAAUUUUAAAGUUCCCUAAUUCAUAUUGAAUGGUAUAUAACCACCAAGAUUACACCCUGACAAAAGUAUUAGACACUUACGAUUAUCUCUCUUCGUUUUACAAGUGAAGCUGUAAGCGAAUGGCUUCUCAAAGUGUAUGCUGGUUAAGUUAGCUAGCAUUACUAUCUAUAACGUUAGCUCUAUCAGAUGGCUAGUUUUAACCACAUUUUGUCUGUUAGUACAACUAAGUCUAAACAAUUGCAUGUAUUUGUAUGCCAAUGAUACUGUUAGAUCUUUCAUGUGUACUAUCUUACCUUCUUGACAGCUAUUUAUAAAAGCUAUGUAACAAGCUAACUAACGUAUGUCCGGCUAGCUAACGUAACGUGCCCACGUCUCGUCCUGAUGAAACAUAGCUAGUUGUUGGCCAGUUUGACGUUACUUGGCUAACGUUAGCUAGUAAUGAGCUAACCGACUAGCUCCAUGUCAACAUGAAUACGAGAACGUUAGUUACGUGACAAUCCAAAUUAGCUAGCUAAUGUAGGUGACGUUAACUGCAUGACUAACGGUAGUCGUGACUAGUUAGGUCAAUGGCUAAAUGAUUGCUAGCUAGCUACUAUAGCCGUCUGAUAAUGCCGCGGACGGCUUGCUGUGAUGCUACCCAGCUACAUAGGCAAGCUGUUACAAGUACAGAAUGGGACUCCAUCAAACACAGCCUACAGUGGGGUAGAUGCUGUUCAUGCCUGUAACAUCCUCCAGCAGCUCAAAGUCUUGUAUGAUGAAGCACAGCUCACAGAUAUUGUCGUUGAAGUGGACCAUGGCAAGACAUUUCCGUGUCACCGAAAUGUCCUUGCAGCAAUCAGCCCUUACUUUAGGUCCAUGUUCACCAGUGGCCUUACAGAAAGCAGCCAGAGGGAGGUGCGGAUCGUCGGGGUGGAGUCUGAGUCCAUGCACCUGGUCCUUGACUAUGCCUACACGUCCAGAGUCACGCUGUCGGAGUCCAACGUCCAGGCCCUGUUCACGGCAGCCAGCAUCUUCCAGAUCCCAGCCCUGCAGGACCAGUGUGCCCAGUUCAUGAUCAGCCGCUUGGACCCCCAGAACUGCACCGGGGUCUACAUGUUUGCCGACGCCUACGGCCAUCAGGAGCUGAGGGAGCGCUCCAAGGACUACAUGCGAAAGAAGUUCCUGUGUGUGGCGCGGGAGCAGGAGUUCCUCCAGCUCACCAAAGAGCAGCUGGUGAGCAUCCUGAACAACGAUGACCUGAAUGUGGAGAAGGAGGAGCACGUGUAUGAGAGCAUUGUGCGCUGGCUGGAGCACGACCGCUCCCGCAGGGAGGCCCACCUGGCUGAAGUGUUCUCUCAAUGCAUCCGCCUGCCCCUCCUGGACGACUCCUUCCUCAGCCGCAUCCCACCCACCUUUGCCUGCGCCCUCUCCAGAGACCCUGCCACGGCACGUCUCAACGGCACCAACGGCUGCCCCCAGCGCUUGGGCAUGACCGCCUCUGAGAUGGUCAUCUGUUUUGACGCGGAACACAAACACUCAGGGAAGAAGCAGACCGUGCCUUGCCUGGAUACCACUGCUGGGAAGGUGUUCAAGCUCUGCAAGCCCCCCAAUGACCUGCGGGAGGUGGGCAUCCUGGUAUCAUCGGAGAACGACAUCUUCAUCGCCGGGGGCUACCGCCCUAGCAACAGUGAGGUGUCCAUUGACCACCGGGCGGAGAGUGACUUCUGGCAGUACGAGCACGCAGGGAACCGUUGGCUUGUGCGUUCGCCCAUGCUGCGGGCCCGGAUCGGCUGCAGGCUGGUCCACUGCUGCGGGAAGCUUUACGCCCUGGGGGGCCGUGUGUACGAGGGGGACGGGAGGAACGCACUGAAGUCAGUGGAGUGCUACGACGCCAGAGACAACUACUGGACUGCCGUCAGCCCCAUGCCUGUAGCCAUGGAGUUCCACAGCGCUGUGGAGUACAGAGACCGCAUCUACAUCCUCCAAGGUGAAUACUUCUUCUGUUUCGACCCUCGCAAGGACUACUGGGGCCACCUGGCCCCCAUGAGUGUCCCCCGGAGCCAGGGCCUGGCUGCCUUACACAAUAACUGCAUCUACUACAUCGCUGGCAUCUGCAGGAACCACCAGCGCACCUUCACCAUGGAGGUCUAUGACAUCGAGCAGAACACCUGGGCCCGCAAGAGGGACCUUCCUUUCGACCAGGCCACCAGCCCCUACAUCAAGGCCCUGCUCCUCCAGGGCAAGCUGCACCUGUUUGUCCGAGCCACGCAGGUCAUGGUGGAGGAACACGUGUUCCGUACCAGCAGGAAGAACUCCCUCUACCAGUACGACGACGAGGCGGACACAUGGACCAAAGUCUACGAGACGCCCGACCGCCUCUGGGACCUUGGCCGCCAUUUUGAGUGUGUGGUGGCCAAACUGUACCCACAGUGUCUUCAGAAAGUGCUCUGAGCGGUCCAUAGGGGACAGGCUCCCUCCUCCAGGAAGAGGGAGUGUGUGUGGUCCUGCAUGCCUUGUGCCUGGUACUGUCCUGUGUUUGCACCACAAGGACUGUCGAGUUUAGUCUUAAAGCGUUAAUGGUUCAACACGAUCAAAUUGGGGUGGUUUUAAAAGAUUGCAGUAUUUUUUUUUUCCUCUCCAGUCGGAACCAAAUACCCACACUGAUACUUGUUUUACAGUAUAGUACAAUGAAUCAUAAGUGCAAUUAUCUUGUUUGCUUUUGUUGAGCCAUUUUGUUCCAUUUUAUUGUGUGGACCCCAGGUAGAGUUGCUGCGGCUUUCGCAAAACAGCUAAUUGGGAUCCUAAUAAAAUACCAAUCUUAAAAGGAUAUAUAGGUUAGAAUUUUUACAAUUGAUAUGCAUGCAGUUGAGGGAUCAAUAUGAAGUGCCCUCUAAUUAUUGUCAUGCUACAUGUCAGCAUAAAGUGAGAAUUAGAAAUAAUUUUAGUCUAUAUUCAUACGGGUAAGAUGAGCGGUGAUGCUCAUUGGUAGGUUGUUAGCUCAGAUUGAUGGGGUUUUGUCUGACUGCUCAUUGCGCCCUACAGCAAGCUCGUCUUUGUGGGAGUGUUUAUUAGUUGUGUGUGUGUGCGCUAGUGAUUUAGGUUUAUUUCCAUGUGUGGUAGGAGGCAGGUAUGUUAUUUUUUGAAAUGCAUACUUUGCUUUCAAGAGAAGGCCUUAGCUGUGUCAACCAAUGUGCUGUUUGGCUUUGUUGCAGUAGGAUUUAUACUUUUUGCAUUCGUAGAUUAGCUUCACACUCGCAGCUGACAUCCAUAUUGUUGUAACAAGUGUCACAUGCCAAGACGACUCAAGAGAAGUUAGACUAUUCACUCUCCACAUUGGAGAAACAAGCAUGGCGUCAGAUGUGUGUGUCUGGCAUAAAGUGAGACAUUUUGAACCAGGCAACCGUUUGCUUUGAUAGCAACUCAGCAGUCAGAUAAGGAGCGAAGGGACGUGGUUCAGGCAGAUGCAUUGAUUUGUCCAAACUGUGGGCAGCUUGCUGCAGCAUAGUGUUUUCUGUGGAUAUACAAUGUUUUUUUCAGCAUGUCUGAUUUUGAUUAGAAGCUUUAGAAAAGUGUUUGGAAUAACCUACCUCUUAAAUGCCAAACUGCAUUUCAGAACUUGGUUCAUCUGAAAAGUUGAUAAAGUUUCUAGUAGCAAUAACUAAGGAAAUGUUGAUACAAUUAGGUUUACCCUUGUGGAAGUGCAUUAACAGUUUUCAAGCUUAAUUUGGGUACUUACCUUUAGGAGAAACAGAUCAAUAUUGGCUGUGUGGCUGGCUGAUGUACAGUAGUAGUUUGAGGAGUAAAAUAGAGAUGGUUUGUGUAACUUAGCGCAGAUCCCAAGGGCUGUCAUUGUGCCUGUGGGUGCAUCGGAUAGUAAUCCUGUGUUUAGCCUGGCGAGGCAGUGUCUCAAGUCUUACUCAUCAUUGCACUGAAUCACUCUCCAAUAGUCAGUCACUGCAAACUUUACCAAGCACCCUCAUGGACAGAGAACUAACACAGUGUUGGGCCCAACUUAAUUGCCAACAUCUUUUACACAUGAAUCCAUCUGUACAUGCUAUCACAUGGAGAAAAACAAGAGAACUUGGUCCUGCUUUUUUGACAGUCUUUUAUGUAAUAGUUGGGGUGUAAACAGCCAUUGAGUGAUGGAACCCUAUGGAACUGCAACAUUUUCAAUGACGUCAAUAAUUUCCUCAUGCAGGUUCCUGUGUCAUCUUUGCACUACAUAUGAUUUAUUUUCUCAUAUUUAAAGCUUUUCCCUAAAAUCAAUCAACAACAAAGCAAUCGGGAUAUACAGUUCUGUCUGCAAAGAAUUUGAAAUGGAGAAUAAAAUGAAAACCCACAUUCUAGGUGUGGCGGUGACAUGAUCAACUUUUGUAAAGAAAAGGACUGCAGAUCAUUUGGUGCUUGUUUGAUCUGGUCAGCAAUGCCCUCCUGAAGCCCUCACAGGUGAAAGGGGGUUUGCCCGAAUGCCUAAACUCAGUCACUUGGGAACCAGGAAUGGACAACUCUCAGGAUUUCUAUUGAUACAGAGUACUGUAUUUAAAUGUCUUGUGUAAUAUACUGAACUAUACGUUUGCUGUACUUGCACAGUUUUUACAAACAUUUUUUCCCUUUUGUAACUUAAAAUAGAUGUGAUUUAUUUUCAAUGGCUGUAUUUCUAUUUUCUAUAUUUAGUUAUGGUAGAGUGAUUAUGUUCUGUAUCCCACACAUGGAUAUCGGCACACUAUUUGAUUUUUCUUGUUUUAGUUUCUCAAAGUUUUUCUCUACCAUAACUUCUCAAUAAGCAUUACAGAUAUGUAACUUCAAUGUUAUGUUAAAAUCUCCAACACGCCAGUCUACAACACGAUGCAAAGCUUACAAUGAAUCAGCCAAUUGAUGUGCUUUCUGUGCAACAGCCGUAGUUGGCCUUGUGCAGCCAUAUCGAAGCUCAUUGAAGACCUGUAUGUAAGCAUUGUCCACAGAUGGCAACUAGCAGUGGACUUCCUGUAUUUCUUUUCUUUUUGUUUGAUGGUUUGUCUAUGUAGGGUUUGGGGAAUAGUGGUGGUUGAGCUCAACUGUGAAAUUCACAUUGCACAUAUUUUCAGAAUAAAAUGUGAAACCCUA